Messenger RNA from Cucurbitaria berberidis CBS 394.84, 752 nucleotides. RefSeq lists its product as uncharacterized. The transcript has a single exon. The coding region runs from base 142 to 606 and encodes 154 amino acids. The record is from RefSeq and is a predicted model, not a curated record. Lineage: Eukaryota; Fungi; Ascomycota; Dothideomycetes; Pleosporales; Cucurbitariaceae.
GCUGGGGGUUAGUGAUCCGUUGACAAUGGAUUCAUCCUUCGGACCGAAUCAUUUAGGUCGCGAACGCACUCAUCUGGUGAUCCCAUAAUCGCAUCCUAGACUUUCAAUCAAGCCAUCCAAGUUCAGCAUCUAAAUCUAAACAUGCCUUCUCUGCUACCAGUAAACCCUCCCGCAACCCGUGAUCCCGUAAGCACAUACCCGCAAUAUCCCCAGAAACCACACGCAUGCAUCACCGAUCCCGCGUCGUCGCAAGUAGCCCAAGACAAUAAAUACACUAUCCUCGAGCCACAUGCCAACCUGACGCGUAAAACAAAUAAUCUUGAUCACAGGACGUCACAUUUCCCCCCACACACACGCCGGAGAUUUCCAAAGGACUGUAGCGACCCCGGGGAAUACUUUGAGCGAAUCGCACUUUACCCGAUAUAUUGCGACACGGUUUGUCCCACGCACGUUAAAUGUCUAUUGUCUAUACAUAGGCGUCAUGUACCCCGGAUUCGGGUGCGUAGCGUCCUCUUGCUGCCCAGGCUCUUGGUAUCGUAUAAGACGACUUGUCCAGGCUUGUCCCGGUGGGUGUGGAUGAAGUGUGAAUGUGUGGAGCUUGAUUGAACCGUUGGGUGUUGAAGGGGGUGUUGAGGAAGUAGAGAGGUCACUUACUUUGUGGCUGCUGGACAUCAUGGCUUGCUAUGUCAUGUUUUCGUUGCUGCGAGGAGUUGAAGAAGGUAAGAAUAUCAUUGCUGCAUAACGAGGGUAUC